AUGGGAAAUUCGAAGUCGAAAAAGGCGCAGAAGGAGCCCGAUAAAUUUUUCGAUCGCGCUCGUUGGAAGGAACAGCGGAAUGAGGAGAAAAAGAAAAGAGUGGCCAAUCCGAUGAAUAAACGGAUAGCAGCGAAGGAGCCAGCGAUCAACCCGGCAGCGGCUCUUAAUGGUCCCUCGUUGGGGACUCCCCCGUUGCCAGCGCCUUCCCAAGUGCGGACUUACGACGAAGAAGCUUUAGACCGAAUGCGGUAUCAGUUGAAUCAUGACUCAGACGCUUUUUUGUUAAACAAUAUUCUACUAUCGAUACAGUUUUUUGAAAAUUUCGAACGAGAGGUCCAGUUCGUGAAGAACAAUCCAAUCAGUGAACGCCAACACAUAAUGGAUGCAGCUAUGGUACGACGUCACAAGCACGUGUUCUUUGCUGAUAGACUUCAAGAAUGUGUUCAAGAGUACGUAUGUUACCAAAAACAGCGCGACCACUUGCAACCACUGGCUGCUCCAAGACUGUUUAUUAUUUAUGACAAUGUAGAGGCUAGUGAACCCGGCGACACUUCAGAUUACUGUGCUGUACUUGAUGCUCCAUUUUAUAAACUCCGAAUCGAAGAAAGUAAAGAACCAGGAUACGUGAAACUUAAAAAAUUAGAAGUACUCGAAAGUACACUGUCGAAAGAAACAGAUCUGGCAAAUACGAGAUCUCACCUAAACUCCGAUGAUAGCUUAUAUACAGAUUCGGAAAAAGAGUCGAACGCAUCCGAUGUCCCUUAUCCAAAGCUCUUUGUUCCAUCUGAAAACAAGAGAAGCGUGUCUCCCGAUAGAUAUGUAACAAACAAAGCUCGAAAAAGUCAAGUUGUGAUUACAGAAAAUAGGAACAGAUACAAAUCUAAUAAAGAGCAAAAUUCAGAUGUUAACAAGGAUCAGCAAACGGAGGCUGAAAUUAAACCAAGGAAAUCAAUAUUGAAAAUGUCUAAUUACGAGAACAAGAUUGAAAAUAACAGUUUCCCAAUAGAACACUCAAAUCCCGCAGAAGACACUGAAACAUCCGGAUAUCGAUCGAAUUCUAGCCGUCAAACAGAAUCCAGUGAAACAGAAUCUGAUUAUGGUUACACUACUAUCACUGAAUCGACAACUCCGAAGAAAAUCGAAUUGAGUUUACAAAGCAAAGAUUCGGCCUCGACGGGAGCUUUACCAGAUGAAUGUUGGAUUUCUCUCAAGGAAAAGGCCUUUGAUUGGAGCGACGAAGAAGAUGAGGAAGCUGAUACAGCAUCAAAGCUAUCUUUGAACAAAACUCUUUUCGAAACUCAUCACUAUCUAAACUCCAUAACAUUUAUGGACGACUUUGUAGAUAACUUCAUUGUUGGCCUUGGCUCAGGUUUAGGCUUUCAACAAGAAGCAAUAAAAAAUGCCUUAACACAAGGUGCAAGUAUAUACUGUGAUGGUAUUAGAAAUGGUUCUAAUACAAGUUAUGAACUAUUUCCAGCUUUAUUGGCAGCCUGGCCAAACGCAGCAAAUCAAUGGAUUAUACGAGAAAGGAAAAUAAUACAAAAUCCUCGGACUAAUUUCAGUUACCAAUGGCCAACGAAAUACAUGGUUAGUAAAGCCAUUGGAUUUGGUUGUUUAUUAGUUCCAGUUGGGUUCCGUCCAAAACGAGGUUUAAAUCCGGAUCAAAAAUUACAAUGGAGAAUUAUAUUCCCAGCGGCGGAAAGAUAUUUGGAGAGCUGUUUAGCUCACUCACAUAUGAGAUGUUAUCUGUUUAUGCUUGCUUUACAUAAAACUUUUAUGGAAAACGACACCUCUAAGAUAGGUAUCGAUGCAAGUCAUAUAAAAAAUCAUUUGUUUUGGCAAUGCGAAGACAAUUACGCCAAAUGGCCAGAAGACAGACUAGGAGAGACACUAAGGUUGUUUUUGCGCAGUUUCUACGUACAUUUCGGAAGAUCACGACUUCCCAACUACUUUAUAGAAAACUGCAACGAAUUCAAAAGCGUACCUAAGCCAUUGUUAUUGAAAGUACAACGCAAACUAGCUGAUAUCCUAGAGGCUCCAGUGAUGCAUUUACUUUAUGCUUUAAAUAAGCUAAAAUAUAUGAAGAAAGAUUUUUAUCCGGUAUUUAAUUGCCACCGACUGUAUGAAAUCUUAACCUGUAAAAAUCCACUGCGCAUCAUGAACCCCUAUUUGCCAGUUAACCCUAUUACUUACGAUGACUCUUCUGAUAGCGAAGAUGAAAACAUCAAUAGUAUUUGGGACAAAGCAAAGAUGCACGACAAGCACUACCAAUGGAAGAAAGAAAGACAACGCCAAAUAAAAGAAAGAAGAAAAGCAACGAUUAAUAUGAAGAAGCCCAAAGAAAAGGGAAAGGAAAGUUCCCAGAAUAAAGAAAUAAAUAAAAAUAUUAUUUUGCCGACUAAAAUGGACACUGACCGAAGGCGCAUAGUAUUAGAAUUUUUUAUUUCCCACUUUAUUGCAAUGGCUCGUUCGAGUGAAAAAUUCGACGCUAUUCGACAAGCGGUCAUUUACUUGGAGCAAGCUAAACGGCUGUGUAUUUUAUUAAAAGAAGAACCUGCGGGCGAGGCGUCGGCGCAGGAUUAUGUACAUAUUAUUCGUGAUAAAUUAGGUGACUGUCAAAGAAAAUUAGCUAACCAAGUGGGUUAUAAAGUGUCAAUGAGAGAGCAAGAACGUUCCGUUCACGCUAAUAUGAUACGCAAACAUCGCCCUAGAUAUGAACACAUAAUAAACAGUCAAGAUUCACCUACAGAAAAUUCUGGUAUAGCACCUUUCACUUUUGUGGACGUCCACGUUGAUAACAAUAAUUCUAAGCGCUCGGAGUCCACGAAAUUUGUUGAUAUAGAUGGGGAAGAGUCGAAGUUAUAG
This is a messenger RNA of Leptosia nina, 2865 nucleotides long. NCBI's taxonomy places the organism in Eukaryota, Metazoa, Arthropoda, Insecta, Lepidoptera, Pieridae. The record is from the annotation of a GenBank genome assembly.